Panicum virgatum (switchgrass) is the source of this 3737-nucleotide messenger RNA. RefSeq lists its product as uncharacterized. The transcript is spliced from 3 exons. Gene Ontology annotation, molecular function: protein dimerization activity. The record is from RefSeq and is a predicted model, not a curated record. Lineage: Eukaryota; Viridiplantae; Streptophyta; Magnoliopsida; Poales; Poaceae. The coding region runs from base 1096 to 3591 and encodes 831 amino acids.
AGCGCGACCCGCGCGGGGAGGAGCGCGCGGGAACGCGCGACCCGCGCGGGGAGACGCACGCGCGGAAGGAUGACCCACGCUGGGGAAGGGCGAGAGCUGAGAUUCAGAUAGGGAAAGAAGAGAAAAGGGAGAGAGGGCGGCGGCGCACCUGAAGGUUGGCGGCGGCGGACAGCCUCCGUCUAGCCUUUCCCUCCCCUUCUUCUCCGACUCCGGCGGAUCUUCUGCCGGUCCUUUCCUUCCUCUUCUCCGCUUCCUCACCAGCAGCUUCCACCAAGGAGCCCAGGAAUCCUCUCUUUGCUCUAGUCUCACGCGCUCGACACCCGCGCUCGCCGCCGCCGCUCUCACGCGCCUGGGCGCCGCUUCGCCCUCCCCCUCGGUCUCCGCUCUUGCCUCCCCGGCGCGCUCGCCGCCGACUCUGCCGCUCUCGCAUCCCCCUCCGCUCUGCAAUAAGCUGGACCUCCUCAAGUCGCUGAACCUCCGGCCAUCGAGCGCCACGAACAGCAGAUCUGCCAUUCACGUGGUCCUCCAGCGUCGGUGAGCCCUCAAAUGAGUCCCCCUUCUCCCCCUCUCUCUUUUCCCCACCUCGCCAUGCCCUCGGUCUGUCUGCUAUGGACGCUAGGUCCUCAAGGUACCAAAAGGCCAAGUUCAGGCUUGAGUGCAGUCCAUUCUAGCAGCUCAAACGAUGGUGCUUUAGUCUGUACUCUCUGCCUCUGUUAUUAUAUAUUGUUGCUUUCUGCUUUGCUUUGUUUACUAAUUGCGAUGCCACUGCUUUGCUUUGUUUACAACUUGGUGCUAUACUGCUAUGCCCAUUGCUCAACUAUUUGUGCCCUGUAGGCCUGUACAUUGUGUUUAGUUUAUUGAUUGAUCCAUGGUGCUAUGCUAAUUUCUUAUUCAAUUUACUCUGUGCUUUGUGCUUUGGCUGUCUAGUGCUCUGAACUAUGUGCUCAACUGCUCAUCUGAUUAAGUGAUUAGUUUAAUCUGGCCAAUUCUAUCUUGUCUGCUAGCUUGAUCUUUUAAUAUGCACUGUUGUCCUCAACAUAUUUUAAUUAUGUCUAUGGUGGUUGGCUCUUUUCAUGUACUAUCUAGCAACAAAAAAUGGCAACUCCAGCUGCCUCUGUCAACCCUGCAUAUGAUCCCAAGACUGAUCCAGCCAGGAAGCCCAAAAGGUCCAAGGACCCAGGCUGGAAGUAUGGAUAUUGGGCAGACCUUGGUAACCGAGAUGAGGUGACAUGUACCCUAUGUGGCACAAUGGUUCAUGGGGGCAUAAAAAGGCUGAAGCAACAUCUAGCAGGUGGCUUUGGAGAUUCAAAAAUAUGCAGCGAAACUACUACAGAGAUUAGGGUGGAGAUGACAAAUUACUUGGAAAAACACAAGAGGCAAAGGCCAAUGUACCUAGAUGAUGAGGAAGAGCAGGUAGAGGAGAAUGGAGAAGCAGAUGUGGUCGUGGUAGAGGCAAGUGCACCUGUGAAUGAAGUUGAAUCCCAGGCCUCUAAAGUGAUGCCAAGUUCAGGGACAGCAGCAAAGAAAAGGCGUGCAGCCUAUUCAUUCAAGGCUGUAGCAGUGAGCAAAGGCAAGGAAAAGCCAAAGGGAAACAAGACAAUUCUUGAGAUGUUAAGAAAAUCACCUGAAGAAAUAGUCGAUGGAAGGCGUAAAGGGUCUUACCAGCCCCCAAUUCAGUCCAGCACUAAGACCAAGGAGCAACAUCAUUAUGUGGAUAUGCAAUGGGCCCUGUUUUUCUAUGAGUGUGGCAUACCAUUCAAUGCAGCAGCAUCAAGACAAUUUCAGGUGGCAGUUGAGGCAACAGCACAGUUUGGUUCAGGGUACAAGCCUCCUUCUCCAUAUCAGUUUGGGGAACCGUUGCUUAAAGAUGCAGUGAAGUUGACAAGUACCAUGAGGGAGGACCAUGAGAGAGCAUGGAAGCAUUUUGGCUGCACUCUCAUGUCAGAUGGAUGGACUGAUAGGAGGGGACGACAUUUGAUUAACUUCCUUGUCAAUAGCCCAGAGGGGACUUUCUUCUUAGAGUCUGUCGAUGCAUCAAGCGAGGCCCACGAUGCAUAUAUGCUUGCUGAUUUGUUGGAGAAAAGAAUUGAGGAGAUUGGAAAGGAAAAGGUCGUUCAAGUUAUCACUGAUAAUGGAGCUAACUACAAGGCAGCGGGUAAGCAUCUAAUGGAGAGAAUUCCUUCACUGUUUUGGAGCCCAUGUGCUGCACAUUGUCUGGAUCUUAUGCUAGAAGAUAUAGGAGGGUUGAAGGAAUUUAAGAAGCCCAUAGCACGUGCAAGGCGUGUAACAACUUUCAUCUAUAGACAUGGGAGAAUCCUUAGUGCAAUGAGAGAAAAGACAGGUGGGUCUGAUCUUGUGAGACCUGCAGCCACAAGGUUUGCCACAGCUUUCCUCACUUUAAAAAGUUUGCACAAGCAUAGAGAUUCUUUGAAAUCUCUUUUUGUCAGUGAAGCAUGGACUGGGAAUAAAUUGGCAAAAACUAAAGCUGGUGAGGAUGUGCAUGACAUUGUGCUCUCUACUGAGUUUUGGAACAAGGUUGAGGACUGCCUUAGAGCUUCAGCCCCUCUUCUCAUUGUUCUUAGGGUGGUUGAUGGUGAUGAGAAGCCUGCCAUGCCAGAGGUUGCAGCAUUAAUGAAUCAAGCAAAAGAUAGGAUCAAACAAAGCUUUGCUAUCCCAACUAAGAAAACAUUGCUCAAGAAAAUCAUAGAUAUUAUUGAGAAGCGUUGGGUGAAGCAAAUGGACCAUCCUUUGUAUGGGGCUGCAUUGUAUUUGAACCCAGGAAAAUUACAUCCCCUCAUAAGAGAUGAUGAUGAUGCCACUGUUGGGCAGCUAAGAGGUUGCUUCCUUGAAGUUCUUGGAAGAAUGGUGGAAGAUAGAGAUACCCAAGACAAGAUUGAUGCUCAGUCUUUGGACUAUGAAGCCCUUAGAGGAGAAGCAUUCUCAAAUAUAAGAGCUAAGCAAAACCUUGAGAAAAUGAGUCCUCUUGAUUGGUGGGCCUCAUAUGGUGGUCGUGCUAUUGACCUUCAAAGGUUUGCUAGGCGCAUUGUUAGCCUAUGUGCUUCAUCAUCCGGCUGUGAGAGAAACUGGAGCACGUUCGAGUUUAUCCACACCAAAAAAAGAAAUAGGUUACUGCAUAAGAGGUUGAAUGAUAUUGUCUACAUUUCCUACAAUCGAAAGAUGAAGACUAGGUUUCAAAUAAGGCGGGAGAAGAAAGGGAAAAGCUUUGACCCUUUAGUCAUUGAAGAGUUCGAUUGGGAUAAUGAGUGGGCUGACUCGUCGUAUGUACACCCUCAAGGUGCACGUGGGUGUGAUGAAAAUGACCUCACAUGGGCUGCUGUUGAUGAAGCUCUUGGUGCAUCAAACUCACUUCGAGGACGCAAUCUCCCAAGGAAUGCAAGCAGGUGUGCAACAAAUUCAAACCCAAGGUUGGAUGAAGAUGAAUCAGGUUUAGGCAAUGAAGAGGAAGAAGAUGAAGACCCACAUGAUGAUGCUUAUGUGACAGAUUCUGAGGAUGCUCCUCCCGAUGGUGGAGAAAGCAUGGAAGGAUUGCAAGCUGCAAAUAACCAUGAUGAGUUUGAUGAUGGAUAUUGAGUUGGGGUUGUCUUUUGAGCUGGGGUUGGCUUUUGAGAGAUGUUACUUAUGCUGUAUUUUUAUGGACUGAUGUAUCUAAGUUAUGCUACUUAUGCUGCAAAUUAUCCCACUAGUAUCUAAGUUUAUGGACUGAUGUAUUGAUGUUA